Messenger RNA from Branchiostoma floridae (Florida lancelet), 1972 nucleotides. RefSeq names its product LDL receptor repeat-containing protein egg-1-like. Gene Ontology annotation, molecular function: protein binding. Bases 1 to 1803 code for a protein of 600 amino acids. The transcript is spliced from 10 exons. The record is from RefSeq and is a predicted model, not a curated record. Lineage: Eukaryota; Metazoa; Chordata; Leptocardii; Amphioxiformes; Branchiostomatidae.
AUGCUAACGACGAUUUCUGCUACCAGGAAGAGCGACACAGCGGGUGUCAGUUGGCAACCAGUACACGUCGAUCUUGUCCGCGAUGACCUCUUCAACUUUGAGAAACUACCAGCGGGUUUCUACUGGCCUCACGAGAUAGACUGGAUACAAGCCGGGAAGAAUUUUGUUUGGGUCAUUGGAACCUACUACGGGUACAUACACGGAGAGGCCAUAGUCAGGAAAGUGAAGUACGAUUGGGAAACAACUACAGGCUGCCUAAUGUCUGUAUCCGUGGGGCCUGCAGGAGUUUGGGCGGCGGACUUUAACGGCGAUGUGUAUCACAGAGCAGGGACAUUCCUGAAUGAGACCUCCCCUGGUGAAGAAUGGGUGCAUGUACCAGGGAUAAAUCUGCGGCAGGUGGCUGUGGGAGAUGGAAUUGUCUGGGGUGUAGACUCCAGCAACCGCGUGUUUGCAAAUGUUCUACCAACGCCUGUCGGCAGGGAAGUGUGCCAAGUGGGCCUGAAAGGACAUUCGUUCUGCUACGCAAUACAGAAGGAAAAACGUCUCUGCGGAAAGGAUGAGAUCAUCUGUCCUCACAGCGGGAAAUGUAUCCCAGAAUGCAGUGUGUGUGACGGCGUUGUGGACUGUGGGAACGAUGACGACACCGACGAACGGAACUGCUGGUUUGCCGGCUGCCCGGAGAAACACAGACGGAUGUGUACCGGAGAUGCAGGCUGCUACAGCCCCAGUCGUGUGUGCGACGGGGACUGGAACUGCAGGGAAGACAAGGAGGACGAGAGGGACUGUUUCGACAGCUGCAUCGAUGAUGGAUCAGCGGGCAUGUUUCUUCGGCGAGACCUUGUACAGUGCCGUGAUCUGAAGGGCUGUGUGAAGAUCACGAAAGUUUGCGAUGGCAGGAGGGACUGUUCGGACGGCUCGGACGAGAUCAGAUGUGACGAAUUCUGCUCUCUCCAUGGUUCAUUCGGUGACACUGCCUUCUGGAAGUGCCGUGAUGCCCCAGGUUGUGUCAAAGGAGAAUUUCUGUGUGAUGGCAUUCCUGACUGUGAGGACGGGUCGGACGAAGAUCGCUGUGAUGCUGUGUGCAAGUCUAUCGGAUACUGGCCCUGCACAUCCUCACUCCCUCCUUUCCCGAAGUGCAUCAGUGCGCAGGAAAGAUGCAAUGGCCAUGUAGACUGCUUGGACUACUCGGAUGAGAUGGGCUGUGGUUACUGUGGGUAUAACUGGAUGCCUCUCUUUGAUAUCGAUCCGUUCUACGCCUGGGGAAAUAUUGACAAAUUACGGGUGAACCAUGACGGAUGCAUUCUCAUAGAAGAAGUCUGCGACGGAGAAAUCGACUACUAUUAUCAUGCUGGCAUUCACGAUGAAACUGACUGUACACAAGGACUGCGUUUUCCGUGUCGUCGCCCUUACGGGUGGAAAUGCCCCGGAGAAAACACCUGUCUGCCCGAGGAAUAUGUUUGUAAUGCCGUACUUGAAUGCGCAAACGGGGAGGACGAAAAAAACUGCGAUGCGUACUGCGAGUCAAUUGGAGGCUGGAGGUGCCAGUGCGACCAGCUGACAAAAUGCUACCUACCCGAGGAUCUGUGCAAUGGCUACCACACGUGCCAGAUGUACACCACAAGAAAUCACGACGCCAUGGAGGAAUUAACAUGUGUUGAUGACGAAGCUAACUGCGGUACACUUUUCAAACACUACAACUCUGCUUUUUAUAUUACAACAAAAAGGGGUAAAGUAGACAGUGGUGCUGCACCCAAGCAAACUGGUUUAUAUCAACAUCAGCACUGGACAAAACAUGAUAAAUGACAUAUAACAGAAAACAUGUAAACGGGAACGUCUGAUGUAACAUGAGGUGGACAAUUGAAUUAUAACAAGAGAAAAAACAGCUGACAUUGGUCAUCAUGGUAAAAAUACUGGUAAAAGAUACCUGUUGAAAUGCAAGUCAUUUAUGACUCAGCUUUAUAAGUCAGUCUGU